Messenger RNA from Pyricularia oryzae 70-15, 1885 nucleotides. RefSeq lists its product as uncharacterized. The coding region runs from base 162 to 1592 and encodes 476 amino acids. The transcript is spliced from 3 exons. Gene Ontology annotation, cellular component: membrane. The record is from RefSeq and is a predicted model, not a curated record. Lineage: Eukaryota; Fungi; Ascomycota; Sordariomycetes; Magnaporthales; Pyriculariaceae.
ACGUAAUCACGCCUAGGCACGACCAAGUCCCUACUCUUCCGCGACCGGUUCAACGACAAUCCUACAUUCGUUCCGAGAUCCAUAAUUACUCGCUUCAACCUCUCCGUGAUAGCGCACGACCACAACAACAACACGCACGCCGCUUCGGCAAAUCCUGUACAAUGGGUGCCCUUCUUUCAUUGCCGCUGAUGGCGGUGCCGAGCAUAGGCACAAUCUUGUCAUUCGGUGCCACCUGUUGUGGUGCGGCAACAUGCUCAAUGGUCUGCUCAGCAUGCGGGAAAUGCGGUAACAGCGUGGCGACCCGUAUUGGAUACGCCCUCAUCUUGCUAGUCAACUCGAUAAUGGCCUGGAUAAUGGAAACACCAUGGGCGAUCGAGAAGCUCCAACACCUCAUGCUCGACUACGUCAAAAUCAACUGCCCAACGGGGCAGUGUUACGGGUGGCUGGCUGUCCAUCGCAUCAACUUUGCCCUCGGUCUUUUCCACAUCGUCUUUGCCGGCCUUCUCUUCGGUGUCACCUCGUCCAAGCAGCCCCGCGCUGCUAUACAAAACGGCUACUGGGGCCCCAAGGUCAUCGCAUGGCUGUCCCUCAUCGUCCUGUCCUUCUUGAUCCCGGAUCCAUUCUUCCUCUUCUGGGGCAAAUACUUCUCUCUCAUCUUCGCCAUGAUGUUCCUCAUCCUCGGUCUUGUCCUCUUGGUUGAUCUGGCACACAGCUGGGCUGAGUACUGUCUCCAACAAAUAGAGGAGACGGAGUCGAGAGCAUGGCAAGUCAUCCUGAUCGUUUCCACUGUUGGCAUGUACAUUGGAUCCCUGGCCAUGACCAUCAUCCAGUACGUCUUCUUUGCCGGAUCAGGGUGCUCGUCCAACCAAGCCGCCAUCACCAUCAACCUGAUUCUCUGGAUCGUCGUCUCCUUCGUUUCGGUACACCCCGUGAUCCAGGAGCACAACCCCAAGGCCGGACUGGCGCAGGCCGCCAUGGUGGCAAUCUACUGCACCUAUCUCACCAUGUCGGCAGUGUCAAUGAAGCCGGAUGACACGGACGACAAACACUGCAACCCUCUGAUCCUGGCCCAGGGAACACGCACGACAUCGGUCGUCAUUGGCGCCAUCGUCACGAUGCUUACAGUCGCGUGGACGACGACUCGCGCGGCAACGCAGACACUGGGUAUGGGCGGCAGUGGCGGGGCUAUUCGUCUACCGGAUGAAGACCACCAUGACCUGGUGACAACGCAACCGGGCCGCCGUGAGAUGCGCGCCGAGGCAUUACGUCGCGCAGUCGAAGAAGGCAGUCUCCCUGCGGAUGCAUUGCUGUCGGACGAUGAAGAUGACGACUCGUCAAACAAGGCGCACGACGACGAACGCAACUCGACACAGUACAGCUAUACGAUGUUCCACAUCAUCUUUUUCCUGGCCACCGCAUGGGUUGCAACGCUCCUUACUAUGAACUACGACGACUCCAUCAAGGACGGCGACUUUGCCACGGUGGGACGCACCAACUGGGCCUCAUGGGUCAAGAUUGUCAGCGCGUGGGUGUGCUACGGCCUGUACAUUUGGACGCUGAUUGCUCCUGUGUUGCUUCCUGAGCGCUUCUGACCAAGUCGGCUGCAUUAACUCUACUCGCAUACCACGGGCUCUGUUUUAUUUUGUUUUAUUUGUUUUGGAGGUUCAUUGUCAAGCGCUUGUAUAGCACUCUUUUUGUGUGCACAAAUUCUUUGUCCAUUGCAUAUGUAACCACUACUAAGCUUAUACACUUGAUCAUUAGCCAAGCUCAACCAUUCGGAUCUAGUUCUAAUUUUCCUUGAAAGAAGGAAGCAAGUCUGACGCACUACAUUACCUAGAAAACAACACGAGUAUGUCCCCCUUCUGACUGAAUCAAUUUUGAUGCC